CUGACUGGGACAAAGACGAUGGGGGGUCAUUAAACACACACACACACACACACACACACCUAUCCUCCGGACCAUGUGAACCUUCGUGGCCCCACCCCCUCCUUCCACAGGAAAUAGUUGCCAUCGACGACAUGGUCGCUGCGGUGACGGUUUACGAGGAGGCCGGACGGCCGGGGUCAGAGGUCGUGAAGAGACAGAACGCCGCGCUCUGAUUGGCUGAGAGCUGAGGAAGGUGACGGUGCAGUCACACGGGUUCAGACCAGGUGUGUGUUGACCUGCAGGUAACCAUGGCAACGGGACUGAUGCUGCAGCCGGCGCUAACUCCUGGAACUUCCUCAACUCAUCCUGGAAGCACAUGGAACUCCUCAAGGACUCCAGGACCCCUCCUCCAUCAUGCUCAGUUACUCCAGGAUCAUCAAGGAUUCCUCAAGGACCUUUGGGAGGAACAGGAGGUGCUACCCCUCCAUGACUCCAGGACCCUUUUCAAGGACCACUGCAACCUCCUUGUUAACUUCAGGAACCUUCUGAAGGAACCUUGAAACUCCUCAAGGACCAUGUUAGCCUUCCUAAGGCACCUGGAACCCAUCAAGAACCUCCCAAGUUAUCCUGGAAGCUUUAGCCAUUCAGAUAUUCCAAACCCUUCUCAAGGACACGUGGAAUUCCCUCAGCAACCCUGAGAAUCUCUUCCAGGACCCUGGAACAUCAUCAAGGCCUAUUUCAACCUCCUCAAGUACCCUUGGAAAACCCUGGAGCCUCUGAGGUUUACAGGAACCUUGGACCUCCUUACUGAAUUUUGUUACCUUCUCAAGGAUCCCUGAAACAUCUUCAAGGACCAUUUUGGUUUCUUCAAAUAACUCUAAAACCUCCUGGAAGACCUUAGAACUGAGACCUUCUCACAAAGUCCUGAAACAUGCUCCAGGACUCCAGGACCUGCUCCAGGACCUGAUGAUCACAAAGAGGUGUUUUCAUUUGUGAAUGAACUUUUUCUUGUUGCAUCUGAUUGGUUGAUAUUUUUGUCUUUUUGUCUUUACACACACACACACACACACACAGAGUGAAGAGAUGUGUGUGUGUGACCGUUGCCGGGGGAGACAGCAGUAAGAAUGUGUGACAUCACGGCGUGGGGUGGUAUAUAAGCGGCGGUGUGCAGGUCGAGCUCAGACCCGUCCUCACACAGGACAGACACAACAAACCAAGCUCCUUCGUCUGACGCCAAUAAUCAAUCACUUUUAUUGAAGGAAAAACAUUCUGACUGAAAAGUUGUGGAGCAGGUCACAUGACCGAGCGACGGCCAGCGGGAUCAUCUGGACUCUGCUGGGAUUUUUGUUCCUGAUCUGGAGUUUGGUUGGAUUAUUUCUCUGCUUCUCUGUGGCUAUGGUGUCCUCCUUUGUUCCUCUCCUCCUCCUCUUCCUCACCCUCACCGUCGCCGUGGAGACGAGACCAUCACCUCAACAAGACGACAAACAGGUGUUACGCUCUCUGUUUGGCUCUCGCCUCUCCUCUCUCAUCUUGGCCCCGCCCUCUUCCGAUGACAUCACCGAGGGCUCGGCGGCCGGACGCCCCGCCCCCUCCUCUCCCCCUCCCCCCGGGGGACUGGCUGUGGGGGGGUUGGCGGGCAGACAGGAGGGGGCGGUCCCACGGUUCUUCCUCGACUUCCUGCGGCGUCAGGCCAAGAUGAGGAGGCGGAGCAGGAAGUCGAUGGUGGGAGGAAGAGGAUGCUUCGGGAUGAAGAUGGACCGCAUCGGCUCCAUCAGCGGCCUGGGCUGUUAGAGGAUGAGGGCAGUUGCCGUGGUAACCUCCAUCCUCCAGAACACCUGCCGCUGAAAGCUCGACCUGCAGGUGAUCCCCAGCUGACCCCUGCAUGACCUCUGACCUCCAGGAUCACCUGGUUCACCUGGUUCAGAGACUCCAUGCUGGAUCUCCACUAAUGAAAGACUAAGGGACAGGAAACCUGACGUAGACACAAGUAGAAAUCCUACUAAUGACCUCUGACCUCUGACCCCUGGCUACAGCACAGCCAGCAGCAAACUGUGUGUGUGUUCAUGUGUGUGUGAGAGACGACCAUGUGUCAAACAUGCAGGUGUGUGUGUGUGUGUGUGUGUGUGUUGUGUGGACCACCUGCAGUCUGACUGCAGGAAAUAAAACAGAAA
Messenger RNA from Lates calcarifer (barramundi perch), 2150 nucleotides. It is a transcript of the gene nppcl2, whose product is annotated as natriuretic peptide C-like 2. The record is from RefSeq and is a predicted model, not a curated record. The coding region runs from base 1375 to 1770 and encodes 131 amino acids. Gene Ontology annotation, molecular function: hormone activity; hormone receptor binding. Gene Ontology annotation, cellular component: extracellular region. The transcript is spliced from 3 exons. Gene Ontology annotation, biological process: receptor guanylyl cyclase signaling pathway; cGMP biosynthetic process. Lineage: Eukaryota; Metazoa; Chordata; Actinopteri; Centropomidae.